AUGACGGAAGCGUUGCUGUUGUUGGUCGCGGCGUUCCUGUUGACAGCACACCAGUGUGCCGGCCGUGCCGUGGACAGCGGUCGGGGCAACGAGUACAGCUUUCUGGCGAAACUGUACGGGGACGUGGGGCGCGGGAAAAACUCGUCCUGCCAGCAGCUCCCGACGCUGGUGCUGAUCGAGCUGCUGGGUGCCGCCUUCAACCCGCGCUACAUGAGCAUCGAAGAACCGCCGAUAGCGGACGACGGUGACGAUGGGACGAUGGCCGGCACCGGCGAGCAGCGGGCAGGUAUGGCGAGCAGUGCCAAGCGGAACUCGGAACCGUUUCUACCGUUCUACGUCGACGACAAGUACCGGCCGGAGCCGAGCAACAAACCGGCCUGGGAGGUGAACCACGUCUUGGAAGCGAUACCGUACAGUGCGCCCGGGGCGGCCCGCACCAGGCGCGACCUGUUCAACGCAGUGCUACACGAUAUGGUCGAGCAGGCGACACGGACGGACGCGGAAACGGAGACGUCGCCGUCACCGUCGCGCGGGAAGCGCUCGUACGACGGUAAGAGCCGCGCGCGGAAGGUCACCGGCGGUAGCCCGCGACCUUGGGAGUGCGAGUCGAAGAUCCGGUGGACGGACCUGGGGCCGGAUUACUUCCCGCGGUUUCUGCGGUCGGUAGAGUGCACGCGCCAGAACUGCUGGUACGGCCACUACACCUGCCAGCCGCGCUCGUUCCUGGUGAAGAUCCUGCACCGCCGGACCGGCCAGUGCGUCCAGAGCGACCGGCUGCGGAACCAGCUGGACGUCGACGAUGUGCCGGGCGGGCUGUGUGAGCUGUGGGUCUGGGAGGAUCGGCCCGUCAACUUCUGCUGUGACUGUGCGCCGGCCUUCUAAGGCCCGGAUUGUUCGGCUUCCCAUUGUUUUUCGUCCGUUUAAUUUAAUCGUUUAUUUAACUUUACUCGUUGACGCACUGGUUAAUCUUAAUGUUGACAUUCGGAUAAGGUGGUAGGAGGAUAAGGAUACACGAUAAGGACGCUGUGUACAUAUAGGGUUAAGGAGCGGCGGUGGGCGGAACAC
Molecule: messenger RNA, 1065 nt
Organism: Anopheles bellator
Lineage: Eukaryota; Metazoa; Arthropoda; Insecta; Diptera; Culicidae
Product: protein trunk
Exons: 1
Coding region: 1-882 (293 amino acids)
Molecular function (GO): signaling receptor binding
Source: RefSeq, a predicted model, not a curated record